CCCAAGUAAAAAACGGAAGAGGAGUCGCUGGAACCAAGAUACAAUGGAACAGAAGACAGUGAUUCCAGGAAUGCCUACAGUUAUCCCACCUGGACUUACUCGGGAACAAGAAAGAGCUUAUAUAGUGCAACUGCAGAUAGAAGACCUGACUCGUAAACUGCGCACAGGAGACCUGGGCAUCCCCCCUAACCCUGAGGACAGGUCCCCUUCCCCUGAGCCCAUCUACAAUAGCGAGGGGAAGCGGCUUAACACUCGGGAGUUCCGUACCCGCAAGAAGCUUGAAGAGGAACGGCACAACCUCAUCACAGAAAUGGUUGCCCUCAACCCUGAUUUCAAACCACCUGCAGAUUACAAACCUCCAGCAACACGCGUGAGCGAUAAAGUAAUGAUUCCCCAAGAUGAAUAUCCGGAAAUCAACUUCGUAGGCCUGCUAAUUGGACCCAGAGGGAACACCCUGAAGAACAUUGAGAAGGAGUGCAAUGCCAAAAUCAUGAUCCGGGGGAAAGGAUCUGUGAAAGAAGGCAAGGUUGGACGCAAAGAUGGUCAGAUGUUGCCAGGAGAAGAUGAGCCACUUCAUGCUCUAGUCACUGCCAAUACAAUGGAGAAUGUCAAAAAGGCAGUAGAACAGAUCAGAAACAUUCUAAAGCAAGGCAUUGAGACACCAGAGGACCAGAAUGAUCUACGGAAGAUGCAGCUUCGAGAAUUGGCUCGCUUGAAUGGCACCCUCCGGGAAGAUGACAACAGGAUCUUAAGACCCUGGCAGAGCUCAGAGACCCGCAGCAUUACAAACACUACAGUGUGUACCAAGUGUGGAGGGGCUGGACACAUCGCUUCAGAUUGCAAAUUCCAGAGUAUGUCCACCACGCAGAGCCGCCCACCCUGGAUGAACUCUGGCCCUUCAGAGAGUCGGCCCUACCAUGGCAUGCAUGGAGGUGGUCCUGGUGGGCCCGGAGGUGGCCCCCACAGCUUCCCACACCCAUUACCCAGCCUGACAGGUGGGCAUGGUGGACAUCCCAUGCAGCACAACCCAAAUGGACCCCCACCCCCUUGGAUGCAGCCGCCACCACCACCGAUGAACCAGGGCCCCCACCCACCCGGGCACCAUGGCCCUCCUCCAAUGGAUCAGUACCUGGGAAGUACGCCUGUGGGCUCUGGGGUCUAUCGCCUGCAUCAAGGAAAAGGUAUGAUGCCGCCGCCGCCUAUGGGCAUGAUGCCGCCACCGCCGCCGCCUCCCAGUGGGCAGCCCCCGCCCCCCCCCUCUGGUCCUCUUCCUCCAUGGCAGCAACAGCAGCAGCAGCCUCCACCACCCCCUCCGCCCAGCAGCAGUAUGGCUUCCAGUACCCCCUUGCCAUGGCAGCAAAAUACGACGACUACCACCACGAGCGCUGGCACAGGGUCCAUCCCGCCAUGGCAACAGCAGCAGGCGGCUGCCGCAGCUUCUCCAGGAGCCCCUCAGAUGCAAGGCAACCCCACUAUGGUGCCCCUGCCCCCCGGGGUCCAGCCGCCUCUGCCGCCCGGGGCCCCUCCCCCUCCGCCGCCUCCGCCACCUGGUUCCGCCGGCAUGAUGAUCCCUCCCCGCGGCGGCGAUGGCCCGAGCCAUGAGAGUGAGGACUUUCCGCGCCCAUUGGUGACCCUUCCAGGCAGACAGCCUCAGCAGCGCCCCUGGUGGACAGGAUGGUUCGGCAAAGCAGCCUGAGUUAUUUUUGUGGACGGAAUCGGAACACGCUGGCUCCAUAUCGUGAAAUUUUUAAUUAAUUUUUUUCUUUUUCCUUUGUUACUUUCUUAUCUCUUACUUUCUUCAGACUCCGUCCAAGGAGGUGCUUUCCCCGAUCUUCUGCUGCAAUUAGAAUCCUUUCCCUUCACUCCAUUCUCCCUCCCCUGCCAAGGAGAGAGGAGCAAAUGGUUUUAGGCACAGGCUUCAGCCUUAAUGUCAGGCUACUUGGGCAGGUGAUGUCCUUUGGUUCUAAGUUUUUCCAGGGACCAUAGCCAGCCCCAGAGAUGUUCGUCUUUUUAAAGUAUGGGGUUUAUCUUUGUCACUCUUGUCAAAGUUGCCUAGGGCUGGUUAACUGCCAGGCCCAGCACCUGCAUCCAUCCAGCAUUCCUGCCAGCGGUAGGUGGUACAGCCCAAGCCACCUUGGACCUACCGGCUCAGAGUCAUUUCUGUGCUCUGACCACCUAAGCUGCCAGAUUCCAUUUGUUCCUCUCCUUCCUGGAAGGCUUCCUUUACAUUUUAUUUUAAUCCCAAAUGUCUGAAUGUUUUGCAGUGUCAAGGGCUUUGAGCCCCUUGUUCCUCUUUCUGUUCCCCACCCUUCACCCUUCAUGGAGUGAUUAUGUUAAUGAUGUGUAACCCGCGUUCUCUUCACUGGUUUAUCUGCAGAAAUUCUCUGGGCUUUUUUUUUCGGUGUUUGAUUCAACACUGCACUAAAGGGGGGAUGUUCCAUUGAAUAAAAGAGCAGUGUGGUUUUUC
Molecule: messenger RNA, 2467 nt
Organism: Octodon degus (degu)
Lineage: Eukaryota; Metazoa; Chordata; Mammalia; Rodentia; Octodontidae
Gene: Sf1
Product: splicing factor 1
Exons: 12
Coding region: 44-1696 (550 amino acids)
Biological process (GO): regulation of mRNA splicing, via spliceosome
Cellular component (GO): nucleus
Molecular function (GO): zinc ion binding; mRNA binding
Source: RefSeq, a predicted model, not a curated record